CCGCCCAGCUGGCCUCGCCUUUCCUCUCCCAGGGAGGCGAGAGGCAUCCGCGGGCGAGCUGGGCGCGUGGAGAGCCCGGGCUGCGGACGGCUGCUCGGCUAAGGUGCUGCUGUUGCUGCGGCGGCGGAAUCCCCAUGGAAGGUAAUCUCUCUCUCGAUCUCUGGAGUCUGCGAUCCCUUCUAGGCUUCCCCGGUUCUCAAUUCGGCCCGCUUUCGCCGCAGACGCGGAACUCGGUAGGAGAGGGUGUCUCUGAGCAUGUACAGAGUGCAUUUUUUAAUCUCCCGGGACUGGAGGAUUUGGGCGGGCGCGUCCGCUUGCUUGGGAAAAAAGGCUUUCCGAAUCGGAGGGCGGCUUUUCCCCGCUUCUCUUUCUACAGACUCGACACCGUCUGCCCUUGCUCCCCUCCCCCCCUUUUUUUAAUACAGCUUAGUUGAAAUAAGGUGACUUAAUAGCUUGCCUGUUCUGGCCCAUCCGCCUCAUGUUGUCGCUCUGUUACUGUUUUAUUAAUUGGAUGGUUUUGAUACUUUUUAAUUUUUGUUUUGCUUAUUGCAUUUCUUAUGUGCUGUUGGAAGCAACUCUUGAUAUGGUGUUAGCAGAAAGGGUGGUCUGCUAAUAAAUAUAUCCUUCAAGGGCAUCCAUCUCAAGCGCCAAAAUCUGUUUACAAGGUAUAGGCCAGUCUAGAAGGGACAGCACGCAAGAGUCCUCUGAAUAUAUGCAAUUAUCUUUCCCCCCUGUAACCUCUCCAGCCAUAACUUGACUUGAAUCUCAUGUUUAGAAACUGCGCUCAGCCCAGCCCUUUUUUGUGCAUACCUUUCAGUAAACAUUCAGCUGAUAUUGCAGCAGUAGAGAGGGUUGUCUUUGGAAGGCUGCUUCUUCCUGAGAUAGAUUCCCAUCUUCAGAGAGUUUUUGAGCACAGAUCCUGGCCAAAGGACCUCUUUAGGCUCUGUCUGCCACCAGUCAUGGUGCCUAUUUAAAGUAAUACUGCUUCUGUCCUUGGCCAGUAAUCCAAAGGUUUUGAGGGGGAAGUCUGUAAGUCUUUGAGGGGGGAGGAUAGCUCCCCCCCGGCACUUAAAAUCUUUUAAUAAUAAUAAUAAAUCACUGCUUCAGAUUCCUUCUUACUUUGAGGCUACAUGAGCACCGGAGACUUCUCUGUAGUGGCACCAGUGUUUUCAAAACACACACAAAAAACACCUCUCUACAGCUUCCUCACUUCUUACUUAAAACUACAACAAAAAACUUUUUAGUCUUUUAAACUUAGUGUCUUUCUCUUGUCCUUUAUAGAGAUGUUGUCAUUGUGCUGUUCCUUGCUGUUACAGGCUGUGGUGGUGUUGUUGUUGAUGUAUUAUUUUACAGUGUUAUUUUUUUAGUGUGUUAACUAUUUUUGAAACGAAUACAGAAAAAGUAGCAAGUAAAUGUUUUAAAAUAAACUAAGGGAAAGGAAAGUUACCAGCUAAUGUGGAUCUGCAAAUAGGCACGAUUCAGCUUCUCUGAAAACCAGUUUCUCCGGAUCGAUUGUCCUCUGUGUGAAUUCAGGUUUUCUGCGAAGGAGGUUUCUUUAGGGUUUGUGAAAGUGUUGCUUGAAUCAAGGAAUUUGAGAUGUUUAGCUGAGGGAUUACUUUGGCAUCUGAAGAGUCGACUCAAAAGCGUUACGGGUAGUUCACAAAAAAACAGUAAAUGUUCCAAUUUCCCCUGUUUAUUUGAUCAGCAUGUCUUUAACAAUACCUCCCCCCCCCAAAAAAAAAAUGCUGCAUCUUCAAGCAUUGCCCAUAGUGACGCAAAGUAUGUGCGCAUGGGUUUGCAUUUUGCAUUAACUGUAUCUCUGUGUCUUGUUGCCACAGUUCCACAACUGCUGUGAGCGGAAAAAUCAUCCGGCCACCGGCCAACGCUUCAAAGUUUGGCUGUGCUCCAGAGGACUAUGGGGAACCAGCUGGCCCCAGUGCCCCCAUUCAUGCCCCAUUUGCAGGCCCUGCACGUGGUGGUGGUUGGGCUGGAUGCAGCCGGCAAAACGUCGCUGCUGUACCGCUUGAAGUUCCAGGAGUUUGUCAAGAGCGCGCCCACGAAAGGCUUCAACAUGGAGAAGAUCCGGGUGCCGCUGGGCGGUUCGCGCGCCAUAACUUUCCAGGUGUGGGAUGUGGGCGGCCAGGAGAAGCUGCGCCCCCUCUGGAAAUCCUACAUGCGCCGCACGGAUGGCGUCGUGUUUGUGGUGGACUCUUCAGAGGCCGAGCGGCUGGAGGAGGCCCGCGUGGAGUUGCACAAGAUCGUCCGCUCCUCGGAAAACCAGGGCGUCCCCAUGUUGGUGCUGGCCAACAAGCAGGAUGUGGUCCAGGCCCUCUCCGUAGCCGAGGUGGAGAAGUUCCUGGGUCUGCCCGAACUCUGCGCCUCCACCUCGAACCACAUCCAGGGCUGCAGCGCUGUCAGUGGACAGGGCCUUCAGCAAGGCCUGGAAAAACUCUACGAAAUGAUUCUCAAGCGCAAAAAAGCCCUUCGCACCAGCAAGAAGAAGCGCUGACAAACUGGCGUGUGAGAUUAUCUCUGGGGGAUUCAGACAUUUUGCACCCGGACCGCAGUUUUUUGCCAGCCCGGGACAUUGUUUCGGAACAAUGCGAGGUUGCAAAUCAGACAGUUUCCUCUUUGGUGACUCUGCUUUUUGGACUGAUGAAUUGUGGAGCAUUUGUGCCCUUGUUUUUGUAUUUUUAUGUUGUGAACCACCCUGUGAUCUUCGGGUGGUGGGUAGUAUACAGACUGAAUAAAUAAUAGGGAUAAUACCUGCCAUGGGCAGUAAGAAAGCAUCUUGGCAGCCUGCCCUGCCCUGGAUUUCUCCCCCCGGGAGAAAGGGGGAAUUUUCCAAAGAGUUGGAGGUCCGUCAUGCGCCAACCGCAUUAUUUGUUUAUAUCUUUUCAGAAAGAAAGCAUAAUGUUUUCUGGGCUCCCCACCCCUGUUUUUCUGUUGUUGUUUUUUGUAGAAAACAAACCUUAAAUUAUUAAAAAAAAAACCCAUUCUUUUCAGAGUUGGGGACGAGGCAUUUAUGUCAUCUUUUGUGCACAGGGAUGAGGGAGGGUUUUGGCAUGCUAAGGAGAUGGACCAGAUGAUAAACAAGGGAAAAACGCAGAGCUGCUUGCUUGCAGUGUUAGAAACUGAGAUGGGAGGAGCUAAAGGGCACCUUGAACCUAUGUUAUGGGCGCAACAACGGGAUGUCUUACAACAAGAAUACAAAGCUGAAAAUGAAUGAACUGCAGCUAAAAUAUUAUGUUCUUUUUUCCCAUGGUCUAGUCCUUCCCCUGCCCACCCCCCUAAUAUUCUUAAGAGGGUCUCUUCUCCAGUCUUCAAAGAGUAGCUGGAUGUGGGGAGGCAGAAAAAGUCCUCCCUUCCUUCCACACUGCAGUUUCAAUCUGAAAUCUUAGGCUCAGCAACUGCUCACGCUAAUGAAAUUCCCUGUCGCAAAAUGCGCCCAGAACAAUGGGAGUUUCGAACGUGGCUUGCAUGAUGUUUAUAAAGAUUAUUUGUAAACAUCAUGCCUUCCUGGAACCGAAGGUAAUGCUUAAACCUCUGCAGGAAGAGAGGCUGGAGCUCAGGGCUUUUCAGGGCCUUUAGUUUUCUACCCACAAACCUCUGGAUACAUCCCUAUGAGUUGUUCCUGCUCUGUAGUGAAGACAGCCUUAUGCUGGAAGACAAGGACUCGUGAGUUCCUUUACAUGUCCCAGUGAUUAUCAUCAUUAGGUACCCACAGCUAGCUCCUCAGUAUCUGGGAAUGGGGACACCCAGGUUGUCACUUCUAGGGAGGCUCUGGGCGUAGCACUAUUCCUUUUGGAGAUGAAGGACUGGUUGCCGCGCUCCCAGUUUUCUCUUCUGGUGUUAGAGACUGCCUGCGUUGACUUGGAGAGGAGGAGGGGAGGGGUGCGUUUGACGCGAGGGGCUUUGCGUCGCUGUAAAAUUCCAUCUGCUUUUGCGCUGACUGUUUCCCCUGCCCCAGUUUUCCAUGAGCCUUAUAAAGGCCCAGAUCAACAUUGUUCGCUCAGGCUUUGUUUAGAUCAGAAGCAAUUUCCAGCUCCAGAGUUUGGCGCUUUCUCAACUAAGGACGUCUCUGAGCAUGCAAAUCUUCAUUUGAAUAUAACCAGAGGUAAUGGUUGCAAACAUUGCAGCUGAACAUUUAUCAGUACACUUGUCGGUGCAAUAAGGUGUCCGGUGAUGAUAAAAAAGAAAACCAUUCGCUGGUUUUCCUUUUUGCAUUUUCCUUCACUUCUAAAGCAGCAUUUUGCUCCAGACAUGCGCAUGCAUUGUGCUUUUCUUGCCAUAUGCUCCUCUUAACCCAGACCCCACAUAUCUAGGCUUAGGGGCGCAGAUCAGAGCAUUUAGGCAGGCCAGAGCAUCCAGCAGUUCUUGCCGCUUGUGGGUCUAACCUCCGCCAACAAAAUCAAACCGAUAACACGUUUGGGUAGCAGCUGUUGUGUCUCUGGGGUGACGUGGAGGCGGGUGGGAACUUGGCGCUGGCUCAGACACGCUGCUGGAAAAGUGGACAACUGUUUUUAGCCUGGCAAACAUGCUCAGCGAAAACACCAGAUUUCCGGACGGUCUGGCACCCCAAGCUCGUGUUUGUACGGUGAAGAUUUCUUCAGUUCUUAUUUUACAUGUCGACCCCUGCAUGUUCCCAUUGGGGAAGAGAUCGCUCCUUUGUUGGUGGAUGAGGAGGAAUUAAGUGUGGGCUUCCUUCGACAUGCAGUGGGGCAGCACCGUGUUUCUAGAGUCUGCUAAUCCUAACGUUCUGGCUGGAAUUUGGCAAGGAAGUCCACAUUUGUGGACAUGAGAACACAGGGACAGACGGUUAUUUUUUUCCUGGUAUCCAUUGGUGAAAAGGGCUCAUGCUUGCCAAUCCUCUCCUACAAAUCCCCCCCCCCCGGGCUAUUUUCUCUUUAGCUGGAAGUACUUCCAAUUUUUGGCUGGGUUUUUUGGGGGGUGGGAAUAAGCUGUGGACAUUGUCAAGAGGAGACGCUUAAUUCAUGUGCAUUUAAAGCCUACAUUUUUGAACACAUGCCGUAAGUUGCACAGAGCUGCUGAGGAAAUGUGUCGGACCCAUGAAUGUUCAGAGUGCCAGAAUGGAGCUUUUCAUGGAAUCAGAAUCACAGAAUUGUUGGAAGGGACUACAAGGGUCAUCUAGUCCAACCCCCUGCGAUGCAAGAAUCUUUUUGCCCACUGUAGGACUCGAACCCCUGUCCCUGAGAUUAAGCGUCUCAUGCUCUACCGACUGAUGCACAGAACUUUUAAUCAACACCGCUUGACCUUCUAAAGUAAAAUGACGGGGUUUGUGCGUUUUGGGGAUACCUGUAAUGUUUUCUGGUGCAAAAUCAAGGCUGUUGUUUUCCCUGUGAUGGGGGAGGCCUGUGCCACAACUUCCCUACUGGGACAAGCAGUUGUUGGGAAGGAAUUUGGACUGGGAAAACGCUAGCAGCAGGAAGGCACCCACAGCGCCACUCCAGUCAAAUAUAUCUCUCCCCCCAACCCAACCAAAAGAAAGCAUUUGAAACUUAAAAGUAAAAAAAUUAAAAAGCCAGGAUAGCAACUUGCAGGACUGCCAUGUAAUGUGUGGUUUGCCCUUGGAUCCGCGCCGGGUAGAGGAAGGAGCAGCAGCUCAGAUUACUCAGAGUUGAAGAGAAAGUCACUCUGCUGGUCUUCUGCCUUGUUGGGUGUUUUCACAUUCAAGAACUACCAUAUUUUUCACUCUAUAGGAUGCACCCGACCAUAGGACAGGGGGAGAACAAGAAAAAAUAAUUCUCCACCUCUCUGCUCAGCGCCCCUUCAGCGGGAACUCGCGCUGCACUCCAAAGGCUUCAGGCGGCUAUCCCUGAAGCCUGGAGAGCGAGAGGGGUCGGUGCGCACCAACCCCUCUCGUUCUCCAGGCUUCAGCGAAAGCAACGCGAAGCCUCCGGAGCGUGGAGGGAGGCUUCGCAUUGCUAUGGCUGAAGCCAAGGAGCCUGCAUUCGCCCCAUAGGAUGCACACACAUUUCCCCUUAAUUUUUGGAGGGGGAAAAGUGUGUCCUAUAGAGCGAAAAAUACGGUAACUUCUGGCACUCAGAACACAUCCUGUGGCUGAAGUCCUUUCUCGGAUCAAGCCCUUGGGUACGGCUGACUCCUUGGCCUACUAAAUGAGAAUUCAUCUGUUACCUUCCUGGACAAAAGCCACAGCAGCCAAACCGGCUGGGAACUGGUUUUAGGUUGGCGAUUUAAACAUAGCUCAAAGCAAUUAUUGCGAGAGCAGCGGGUACGAGAGGUACCAGAGUUCAUCCUUUGCCUAGAAAUCACAUCCUCUUACUUUCAAGUCGUUCUCCCACCUGAUGCAAAUGUGCUUUGUCCCUCAGAGAACGUGUGUUAUGAAGCAACUAAUAAAGAACGAAAGGGAGAGGUUGAG
Podarcis lilfordi (Lilford's wall lizard) is the source of this 6400-nucleotide messenger RNA. Lineage: Eukaryota; Metazoa; Chordata; Lepidosauria; Squamata; Lacertidae. The record is from the annotation of a GenBank genome assembly.